Kwoniella shivajii is the source of this 2181-nucleotide messenger RNA. RefSeq lists its product as uncharacterized. Gene Ontology annotation, biological process: basic amino acid transmembrane export from vacuole. Bases 1 to 2181 code for a protein of 726 amino acids. NCBI's taxonomy places the organism in Eukaryota, Fungi, Basidiomycota, Tremellomycetes, Tremellales, Cryptococcaceae. The record is from RefSeq and is a predicted model, not a curated record. Gene Ontology annotation, cellular component: fungal-type vacuole membrane. The transcript has 6 exons.
AUGCUGGAUUGGACUAUGGAUUAUCCGUCAAGGGUGAUGAUAGCGAACGUGUUAGGUUAUCUGAGUAUAGGAAGUUGGUUAUGUGCCCAGCUACCACAAGUCAUAAAAAAUGCAUCUCUGAGGUCUUGUGAAGGAUUAGCAUUACCAUUUUUGAUCAGCUGGCUAUUUGGCGAUCUGACCAACUUGAUAGGAUGCCUGUUGACAGAUCAAUUACCAUUUCAAACAUAUCUCGCAAUCUAUUUCUGUACAAUCGAUUGUGCGUUAGUUGGACAAUUCAUACGGUAUAGGAAAGGGACUCAAAAUCAGAUCAGACCUCGUAUAUCCACAUCAGCAACAUCAGCUACUCCAACAUCUAGAUAUUUCACUUAUAACAGUUUGAUUUCGUCACCACAUCAAUCUUUGAUAUUACCUCCUUCGACUGCACCUCCAAUUAUCAGAACACGCUCAACAUCCGGUACAGCUAUCAUAACUACCAAUUCCUCUGCUCCUACAACUGCCACCAUUACUGCUUCAGGUACCACUAGACCACGUCCGAAAAGGAACUAUCAUUCAUCAAAUGCAAAUCCAAACCUCAAUUACCUUCAACAUAAUACUUCUCACAACCCACACCCACCUGAUAUAAACGUGCAAUCACCUGCUGAUGGAUCUUAUGCAGCCAUCUAUGAAGCCGCUUUAGAUGUCGCAAGAGCAGCUGAAAGAGCUUCUAAUAGGAGAAGAAGUGCUUCAAAGAAAAGAAGACCAAGUAAACAUACUUCAAAUUCAGUUAUUGGUAUAAGUGAAUUAAUACAAAAUGAAGAUUUAACAGAUUCAUUUCACUCAGAAAUGUCUUCCUCGACGAUUGGUGAAGGUGAAACUAAUAACAAUUACGGUGGACGAUCGAGGUUAACUCAAUCGACUGGGACGCUGUUAGGUGAUAAUAGAGGCAGAGGUAGAUCAAUGACUCGAACAAGAACUAAAUCACCAGUCCUAUCAGGGUUAAACACGACUGAUAAUUCGUUUUCAAGUCAAGAUGAAUUAGAUGGAUUACCUACUCAAGGGACUUUAGGCUUGAUCCUUGGAAAUGCAGCUACGACGCAUCAAGGUCAAUCAGAUAUGAGAGAACACAAGAGGAGUCAAAGUAGAAGUUUAAGUUUAGUGCGUGGAUCAGGUGGGAGAGGCGGAAGAAGAGCCGCAGGUGUAGCUUUCAUGAGUUUGGGCUUUCUAGUUGGUUUUGGAGGAUUCAGUAGCGAUGUUUCAGGAAGAACAGUAGGUACAAACGUAGGAAGAGUUUUAUCUCAACCGAAAGGAUUACAACCAAAUUGGAACUCUUUGGGAGAUUCUUCGGAUUUCAUGUCAAUAUAUCAUAUUGAAUCAUCAAGCAAUCCUCAUAUAACGGAAAUCCCUUUCAUACAUAAUAACCAAGAAAAAUCACCACCUCAUCCGCCUGAUGAACCUCCAUCUUUUCAACGUAUUAUAGGCAGAAUAUCAGCUUGGGCAUGUACAACCUUAUAUCUCGCUUCUAGAUUACCUCAAAUAUGGAAGAACUUCCAACGCAAAUCCGUUGAGGGUUUAUCCAUAUUACUAUUCGUAAUGGCAUUUUUCGGCAAUGUCACUUAUGUUUCUUCCAUUUUGCUGAAUCCCGCUGGCGGAGGAGAUCCAAAUGAAGCCGGACAUUAUUUGUUGGAGGCCUUACCAUACCUAUUGGGGUCAGGCGGCACUUUGAUGUUCGAUUUGACGAUAAUGAUCCAAUCUUUGAUAUACGGUUCAUCACCUCCUUUACCUGUACCGCCGACACCGAUGGAAAGGUCCACGAGACGUAGAGAAAGAGGUUACUUUGCUUCUAGACGCAAGAUCAGACAUUUGGAAGAUGGCUCAAUCGGACAUCGAGAUCAUGUUAGAUCUCACAGUAACAGUCACGGUCAUACUUAUAAUCAUUCACAAAACUCAGAAAGGGCCCCUUUGUUACCUCCAGUCAAUCUCACAAUACAUACAGAUCCAAACCUUCUACCUGUGACGAAUAACGAAUUAGAUACCAAUACCAAUACCAAUAUCAAUAUCAAUAAUCCCGAAUCAGGCUUGUCGAUGAAUGGAAGACAGGAUGACAGAAGUACAAGUCCCGAAAAACAAUAUAGAAAUAGAAGUAGAAGUAAGAAAAGAAAUACUACUAGAUCGAGUGAAGAUAGAAGUUUAUCUAGAUCAUAA